CUGCUUUUUUUUUAUCUAAGUACAUACGUCUGCUACACGUUGUUUAAAAUGUCACGACAUGUGAUAAAAUCGAGUCUUAUUAUACUACGUUUCUCGAUGGUAUGAAAAUUUGAAGGAAAAUUUCAUAUAGAAUUUAGAGGCCUUACGUAGAAACGCGGUUCUGUUUUAUCGACUUUUUAUUUUGGAAUUGGAGUGGCGUCCCUAACCUCCAAACGAAUUGAAUCCGCCAACAUUUUAUUUCAAUCGGCAAAGAUUUUGAUUCAUUAUAAGCCUGAUUAUAACGGGACUGUGAUUACUGAUGAAAAACGACCGAGAGACAAAGAUAAAUGGUCGCCCGAUUGCGGCUACGAUGAAAAGCCCGAGGCUGAGCCCAAAGGUGAAGUCAAGACGGACAUGGUUGCGGUGUUGCGUCGUCGGCACUUUUUUCAGGGGAGUCGUAUAUUUUUAGAAAUAUUGCACACAUUAUGCCUUGAUCGGCGCUGGGGGAUUGUUCAAAUGUGAUAGAAUCGAGCGACGUUUAGCACGAAAAUGAAUAAGGGCUGUUGGAAAUUGGACGAAGAGGACAAGGCCCUCUACAUUGAUCUUGAAGAGGACACAGAGGAUGAGAAGAAAGAAAAGACUUACAGUUGUUGGGAUCAGUUACCUGACAUACUACUCGAAGAGAUAUUUUCACAACUGACAAUCCGUGAACGCUAUUAUGCUUCGCUUGUCUGUAAAAGCUGGUACAGAGCUUUUAAGCUUCCACUGGUAUGGAAAACAUUUACAUUGGCAGACACAACUCUCACAAGAGGUAAAUUUAACUACUACAGUGGAUGGCAGUAUGUUCUGGAUCACAUGAGAACCUCUACUUGUCUAAACAAAGUUGGAAAAAACUUCAAGUGCCUUGUAUUUGAGCCAAUGAUGAAUUUCUACAAUCUCUAUGAAUUUAUGAACAUGAUAUCAUGGUACUCUGAGAGGCAAGGAUCUGACAACACAUCAGUAGUAGGUGUUGGAACUAACGUGCGUAGAUUGAAAUUUACUUUUCCCUGCAACAUGGCAAACAGAGAUAAUCCAGAUGCUAUGAGGCUUUUUGGUACAGGUGGAAAAUUAUUGGAAGCUCUUAAGAGGCUUAUGAGAAACCUUGAAAAUAUAAAGUGUUUAGAACUGAUAGACUUGAUGCUUGAUAGCAAAGAGGCAAUACAUUUAAUGGAUGACAUUUGUGCCAAUUGUACGCAGACCUUAUCAAAAUUAGUAUUAAUUAAUGCCACAAAAUUUCACUGUCCUCUCCUACAUGUUGGAGUAUUUUUGAACUUACAUACUCUAGUCAUUAGUCCUCAAAAUUUGCAUGAAGACGUGAUAGAUCUUUUGGGAUACACAAAGCUAAGACAUCUGCAUAUUCUACAAAAUCGUUAUAGUCCUAAGGAGACAGCUGCAUAUUUGCCAAAAAAUGCUGCCUGGAAAAACGUGAAGUUAAACAAUCCUCAAUUAAGGGUUCACUUUGAAAUUGAAAGUCAAAAGUCGUCUGAUGUUGUGCUGUCCUUUGAUGCAAAUUUGCCUAGUCUAAUUCCCGUCCACAGUAUAGUUUUAGAUAAUCCUAAUACACAGAUUUCAGCCUCAACAAUUCUAAGUCAUGCAGUGCAUUUCGGUAAAACUUUGCGUGUUUAUGCUUUGAAAGGAUUAACAAGAUAUUAUUUACAAAAAAUUUUCGCCAAGAGGAUAGACGAAAACAUCGUAAAGAUCUGCAAAUUGUGUCCAAAUCUCCAUACAUUGAUGAUUCGAGACAAGAUUUCUACAGCUACAUUAUUAGAAAUCGCAUCCACAGCUAAGCAACUACGAUUCCUACACGUUCGACGAAACGUUAUUUUAAAAAAGUGCGACGCCGAUUGGUUGACAAUUAGUGACUGGUCGCCCGAGCAUCGUAAGUGGAUUAAAGAUAAUUGUCACGAUUACGCCAAAACAGAGAAAGAAGUAUCUAAAAUAUUAGGAUAUCGAUGGCAUAUGCUUUCUGAAAAAGAAUUUGCAAGUCAAAAGAUUGACCUACAGAUAUAAUGAAUAAUAUUCCCCGCUGUCAUUCUUCUAAGUUAUUAUCAUGUACGAUAUUGUUUUUGCUACUGCCUUUAAAUCAUAUGAGGUACCUACUUUUUUAGAUUAAAAGUUGAAUCUAUUCAUAACUUUAGAAAAAAAACCAUUCUUAAUUCUUUCACAGUAUUUAUUUUUUUCUAAUUCAUAUGCGCUAUUUUUAUUUAUUUUAUUCUCAUUGUGAUUAUGAUUUUUUAUUAACUAUAUCAUUAAUGAAAAAUCCCUAUGCUUAUGCUUAUAUUGUAAAUAGGAAUUGUAUAUAAAAAAAUUGUCAUUUCAAAAUACUAUAUGUCUUAUCGUUAAUUAAUAAAUAUUUAAAAUAAUACUGUUAGUUUUUGUUAUUACAAAACCUAAUGACGGAAUGGGGAAAUAAAGACAAAGAUUUGUUAUUUAUAAUUGAGUUUAUUACAUGAUUGUUAUUGUUUUAUCAACUGCUACUCUGUAUGUGUAAAUGCUUUAUAUGCGUUACUUUAAUAAAUACAAGGCAACGUUUAAAUUAACGUCAUUUUCGAUUAAAUAAAAAACAAAUUGCUCAAUUUCAAGCAAAUUAACAAUGUCCGCGCCAAUAUAUAAUAAAAUAGAAUUGAUUUAUCUAAUAAUCGAUACACGUAAAGGAUCAAAAAAAUUUCUUUGAUAUAUGUACAAUAAAUUAUACAUGUAUACGUGUAUGUCAAGUUUACAAAAGUAGUAAAUAGACAUUAUACUAGAUUCUUAAGGGAAACGAGAACUUUGCCGGUCGCUUCAAAAUUCUUUUUCAUGUGCAUACAAUUUAACGUAUAUGAUUAUGAUACUAAUAAAUUUAAAAUACCAAAAAAAA
This is a messenger RNA of Nasonia vitripennis (jewel wasp), 2875 nucleotides long. RefSeq lists its product as uncharacterized. The transcript is spliced from 6 exons. The record is from RefSeq and is a predicted model, not a curated record. Gene Ontology annotation, molecular function: protein binding. Bases 529 to 2028 code for a protein of 499 amino acids. Lineage: Eukaryota; Metazoa; Arthropoda; Insecta; Hymenoptera; Pteromalidae.